AUGUCAGCGAAACAACCUGUAGUAGGGAUCAUAGGGAUGGGAGAUAUGGGGAGGAUGUACGCUAAACGAUUGAAAGCGGGAGGUAUAAAUACGAUAUAUGUCUGUGACAAGCCUGGUUCUUACGACUCACUAGUGAAAGAGUUUGAAGGAACCGGUAUAAUACCGUUGGAGAAUGGACAUUACGUAUCUCGAUUAUCGGAUUUCAUCAUUUAUUCAGUUGAAGCGGCGGCUUUGACAUCCGUAGUUAGGGAAUAUGGACCCUCGACAAAAGUAGGAAGUGUAGUUGCUGGUCAAACAAGUGUUAAAGCACCUGAAAAAGAAGCUUUCGAGAAAUGGUUACCUAGAGAUGUGGGAAUCACCAGUGUGCAUAGUUUACAUGGUCCUACUGUAACUACUGAGGGUCAACCUUUGAUAAUAAUCCAUCAUCGAGGUCCCGAAUCCAAUGUACGAAUGGUAGAAGAUAUAUUUAGAUCAUUCAAAAGUAGAUAUGUCCAUUUGAGUUAUGAAGAACACGAUAUGGUCACCGCAAAUACGCAAGCAGUAACUCAUGCUGCCUUCCUCAGUAUGGGAACAGCAUGGAGAAAUUCAUCUUCAUAUCCAUGGGAAACUGCAAGAUACGUAUCGGGAGUAGAAGUAGUCAAAGUCAAUAUAACACUCAGAAUUUAUGCUGCUAAAUGGCACGUUUAUGCUGGAUUAGCUCUAUUAAAUCCUUCAGCACAAAGUCAAAUUCAACAAUAUUCAAGAUCCGUUACUGAAUUAUUCAAAUUAAUGGUUGAAAAUCGGAAAGAAGAAUUGGAGAACAGAGUUUGGGAAUCUAGAGAAAAAGUGUUUGGUUGGUCAAAACUGCAAGAACCAUCUUCUUCUGCUUCGUCGCCAUCAUCAUCAUCAUCUGCAUCUACCAUCACUUCUGAUCUAAAGGAAAAUGGUGAAAUAGGAAAAGGUAGAGAUCCAAUAUUAUUAAGUGAAGAUAUAUUAGAUCAAUUCAGUUUAGGUAAUAAACCAUCUACUAGAGAGAAAGAAAGUCCAAAUAGUCAUCUAAGUCUAUUAGCAAUGGUUGAUUGUUGGGCUAAAUUAGGCAUAAGACCUUAUGAACAUUUAGCUGUUGCCGGUACGCCAGUAUUCAUGUUAUGGAUAGGCGUAGCGGAAUACCUGUUCCGUUCACCAACUUUGCUUUCUUCAGCUAUUCAAGCAGCUUUAUCAGAUCGUAUACACAGACCGGAUGACGUAGAAUUCGUAGUUGCUGCAAGAGGUUGGAGUGAAUGUGUCAGUUUCGGUAAUUUCGAUUUAUACAAAAAGCGAUUCGAAGAAACUUCAAACUUCUUCUCACCACGUUUCGAAGAAGCUACUAAACUUGGUGGGAGGAUGAUCAAAGCUAUUCAAGAUAUGCAAGCUGGUAAACCAACUGCUGGUCAACCUAAUGUACAAUGA
This is a messenger RNA of Kwoniella shivajii, 1428 nucleotides long. RefSeq lists its product as uncharacterized. The record is from RefSeq and is a predicted model, not a curated record. Gene Ontology annotation, molecular function: NAD+ binding; prephenate dehydrogenase (NAD+) activity; prephenate dehydrogenase (NADP+) activity. The transcript is spliced from 8 exons. Gene Ontology annotation, biological process: L-tyrosine biosynthetic process. The coding region runs from base 1 to 1428 and encodes 475 amino acids. Lineage: Eukaryota; Fungi; Basidiomycota; Tremellomycetes; Tremellales; Cryptococcaceae.